AUGUCCUCCACCUUUAGCAGCAGACCCCUCUUCCCGAACCUCCCGCCUCCAGCCGAAUGCCUCGCCAUCCUCUUCGCCUGCACCCAACUCACCGUCUUCGGGCUAGGAGGCCUCGCGAACCCCAUAGACUGGUCGAAAGGGUACGGUCUGCCAAUUGACGCCGCAGCCGAGGCAGAGAAGACGCAGAUAGCGCUCGUGAGCGCGUUGGCCACAAGGAACAUACGGCAUGCGGCGUUGAUUUUGGCGCUGGCAUGUUAUGCGCGUGAUCGCCGCGCUGUAGGACUGGCACUCGCGGUGAAUUGCAUCUCGUCGUUGGCCGACACGUGUAUUGUAAGGUGGUUUGGGACCGCACAACAAGUGAGUUUGCACGUAGGGGGUUUGCUGAGCUCGGCGGGGUUGAGCAUGGUGUUGUUGAAGUGGGGGAGAGACGAUGCCUGGUGGUGA
Molecule: messenger RNA, 444 nt
Organism: Neohortaea acidophila
Lineage: Eukaryota; Fungi; Ascomycota; Dothideomycetes; Mycosphaerellales; Teratosphaeriaceae
Exons: 2
Coding region: 1-444 (147 amino acids)
Source: RefSeq, a predicted model, not a curated record